Syngnathus typhle (broad-nosed pipefish) is the source of this 2383-nucleotide messenger RNA. RefSeq names its product transcription factor COE1-like. Gene Ontology annotation, molecular function: DNA-binding transcription factor activity, RNA polymerase II-specific; RNA polymerase II cis-regulatory region sequence-specific DNA binding. The record is from RefSeq and is a predicted model, not a curated record. The coding region runs from base 207 to 2039 and encodes 610 amino acids. The transcript is spliced from 17 exons. Gene Ontology annotation, biological process: regulation of transcription by RNA polymerase II. NCBI's taxonomy places the organism in Eukaryota, Metazoa, Chordata, Actinopteri, Syngnathiformes, Syngnathidae.
CCUCGCAAGAGAAGUUCAAGGGGAACCUUGAGGAACGGAAGAUCCCUCCCGUGAUGAAGAGGACACGGUGACUACUUUGAGGCCACGCGUUUUGCUACGUGAAGCAGGAAGAGGCUCCGCCCUCCUUGGUUGGGAGCUAUUAGCGCGACGAAGUGGCGGUUCGGGUCCGAGCCGGUCGGCGAGCGCAGCUGACUUGAGGUGCGCGCAUGUUCGGCAGCAGCCUGAAGGAGGAGCCUCCGCUGGGCAAUAUGGUCCAAGUGGCGGGCAUGAACGCAGCCCGGGGAUGGAUGCUGGGGUGUCCGCAGGGGGGCAGCGGCGGCCUGCUGGACGCCAACAUCGCCGCGCAGAGCGGCGUUGCAGUGGGUCGAGCGCACUUCGAGAAGCAGCCACCCUCCAACCUGCGCAAGUCCAACUUCUUUCACUUCGUCGUGGCGCUUUAUGACCGCCAAGGGCAGCCCGUGGAAGUGGAGAGGACCAACUUCAUCGACUUCAUCGAGAAAGACAAGGAAAGUGCGGGCGAGAAGACCAACAAUGGCAUACACUACAGGUUGCAGCUGCUCUACACCAGUGGUAUCAGAACGGAGCAAGACUUUUAUGUCCGACUCAUUGACUCCGCCAGCAAACAGCCCAUUGUCUACGAGGGCCAAGACAAGAACCCCGAGAUGUGUCGGGUAUUGCUCACGCACGAAAUCAUGUGCAGCCGCUGCUGCGACAAGAAGAGCUGCGGCAAUCGCAACGAGACGCCCUCAGACCCCGUCAUCAUCGACAGGUUCUUCCUCAAGUUUUUCCUCAAGUGCAACCAGAACUGCUUGAAAAACGCCGGAAACCCGCGAGACAUGAGGAGGUUCCAGGUGGUGGUGUCCACGACAGUGAGCGUGGACGGUCACGUGCUUUCCGUGUCCGACAACAUGUUUGUCCACAACAACUCCAAACAUGGCCGCCAGGCCCGGAGGCUCCAGCCGGCCGCCGCCACGCCGUCGUACCUCCUCCAUGGGGCCUCACCGUGCAUCCGCGCCAUCAGCCCCGGAGAGGGUUGGACCAGCGGGGGUGCUACGGUCAUCGUCAUCGGGGAAAACUUCUUUGACGGCCUGCAGGUCAUCUUCGGAUCGGCGACAGUGUGGAGUGAGCUGAUCACGCCACACGCCAUCCGCGUGCAGACGCCGUCGCGGCACAUUCCCGGCGUGGUGGAGGUCACCCUGGCCUACAAGUCCAAACAGUUCUGCAAGGCCAUGCCGGGACGCUUCAUCUACACGGCUCUCAACGAGCCCACCAUCGAUUAUGGCUUCCAAAGACUACAGAAGGUCAUCCCUCGCCACCCUGGAGACACUGACAACCUGCCAAAGGAGGUCAUCCUGAAGCGAGCGGCCGAUCUGCUGGAGGCGCUCUACGCCCUGCCGCACAGCGACCAGGAAGCGUCGGCGAAGCGAGCGGCGAACAUUGCGGAAGCUCUGUACAGCGUUCCGCGAGGCCACGCCCAGCUGUCUGGCACCGCCCACCCCGACGCAACAGGUGUGAGCUCAUUCGCCGGGCAGCGAUGCGUCAACGUGACCGAGCCCUCGCAGACCGAUCGGGGUUUCGUCCGGCCCGGCGGCGGUAAUGGACUAUCACCUCACGCGUACGCAUCUGCCAGCUCCACGCCGCUGCAUGCCGGCUACUCGCACGCACGCACGCCAUCGCCGCACGCGUAUAUCAGCAACGCUGCUGUUAGCAACCUGGGAGCAUCGCCCACCUUCAUCAACGCAUCGACCGCCAACUCGCCUUACGCCGUGGUCCCUUCCAGCCCCACGAUGGCGUCGUUAACGUCUUUGCCCGCCAACUGUUCGGCAUCGUCAACAGCGGUGGGCGUGUUCUCAUUCUCGCCCGCCACGUUGGUGUCGGCCGCCGUCAAGCAGAAGUCAGCCUUCGCGCCGGUAGUCAGACCUCAGUCGUCGUCGCCGCUGCCACCAUCUUGUAGCAACGCCAGCGGACUGCAAGAUGUCAACUUUGCGGAGCCCGUGAAGUUCUCAUCGGGCGCGCUUCAAGGGCUGGCGUUCAGUUAAAUGCUGUUUGUCUUCCUCUUGCUUGUGGCGGCCGUCCCAGGAAGCCCCGCCUCCCCAGUGUCAAGGUGAUGUACGUUUGAGUCACCUUUUGUCUUCCUUUGCACUCUCCAUUUUGGUGCCUCGGUGAUGCUGCGCCAUCUUUAGCAACAGCAGCCUCGUCCACGCACUUCCAUUUGACACCAUGAUUUGUGCAUGAAAGGGAAGUUUUGCUUCUUGGUGUUCAUUCUCUUGCUUUGUUGUGGGUGGAGGACAAUAUAAAACACUUUUCUAUUCUUUUUUUCCACUUUGGAGUGUAAAUGAAAAGUACACUUUUGUGGCAUUGAAUUAAACUUUCCCGUCUGUGA